ACUGUAUCAGAUGCGACCGCUAAAGAUUCAAGGGGAAGCUCUCACCACGAGCUUAUUGUUAUUGCUACAAACACCCUGAUCACCUACUCAUUCUUGGAGAAAGCAAUACCAAUCUUGUCCUGAGCUGCUUCGGCGAAAACAUCUGAGACUAAUGGCCCCCCGAUUCGUUCGAGCGUCGAAGUAUCGACACGUCUUUGGACGCUCUACUAAGAAGGAACAAUGCUAUGACAACCUCCGUAUCUCGAGGAACGCAUGGGACUCCAACAUCAUCAAGGCGAACCCGGAAUACCUCGCUGUCAACUGGGAAGCGAGUGGAGGCGGAGCUUUUGCGGUCAUCCCGGUGAACGAGCGGGGACGGCUACCAGAGCAGCUACCGCUCUUUCGAGGCCAUACGGCAGCGGUGCUAGACACGGACUGGAACCCGUUCAAUGACUCCUUGAUCGCAUCUGGUGCCGAUGAUGGGAAGGUGUUCAUCUGGCAAGUCCCAGAGGACUUCACCCUGUUAACCGAUGCAGAAGAGCCGGCAGACGUCAGCCCCGUUGCGCGACUGAGCGGCCACGCGCGCAAAGUCGGCCACGUCCUAUUCAACCCCUCCGCCGCCAACGUGCUCGCCAGCUCUUCCGGCGACUUCUCCGUGAAGCUCUGGGACAUCGAAGCUGGAACCUCGAAACUACAACUCAAACAUGGCGACAUUGUCCAAUCCAUGUCGUGGAAUCCUAGCGGCUCCCUGCUGGUGACGACCAGUCGCGACAAGAAGCUGCGGAUCUGGGACGUUCGACAGGAGAAGCCGGCGCAUGAGGUGGCGGGCCAUAGCGGCGCGAAGAACAGCAGGGCGGUUUGGAUGGGCGAGCUGGACCGGAUAGCGACGACGGGAUUCUCGCGGAUGAGUGAUCGGCAGCUUGGAUUGUGGGAUGCGCGAGCGCCGACGGAGCCCAUCGGUGGGUUUCAGAUCCUGGACUCCAUCUCUAGUAUCUGCAUGCCGUUCUGGGACGACGGGACGAACUGCCUAUACUUGGCCGGGAAGGGCGAUGGCAACAUCCGCUACUAUGAGUACGAAAACGACAAGUUCGAAUAUCUAUCCGAAUACAAAUCCAGCGAUCCACAACGUGGCAUCGCCUUCGUCCCCAAGCGCGGCGUGAACGUCCACGAAAACGAAGUCAUGCGCGCCUACAAGACCGUCAACGACUCCCACAUCGAGCCCGUCUCCUUCAUCGUGCCCCGCCGCGCCGAAGUCUUCCAGGACGACAUCUACCCCCCAUGCGUCGGCCUCAAACCCGCCAUGUCCGCCGCCGACUGGUUCGCCGGUAACGAAGGCCUCCCGCCCAUGAUCUCCCUGGAGAGUGUCUACGAGGGCGAGGCGCCCAAGGAGAUCCCCGCCGACUACAAGCCCGCCGCCGCAAAGCCGGCCACCCCGCCACCCGCCAAGGUCGAGCCGCCGAAGCCCGUCGAGGAGGAGAAGCCCAAGCCCGUCGCCGCUGCCGGCCCGCCGCCAUCCAUGAAGGAUAACCAGGCGUCCAUCGCGAGCAUGGCAUCCAAGUUCGCCGACAACGACAACGAGAGCGACGAAGAGGAGAGCGAGGAGGAGUUCGAGGAGGUGCAGAAACCCAUCGACCGAUCGGCGGCGGUGGCGGCGCGCACGGAGCCCGCGAAGCCGACUCCCCAAGCGGCGCCCGCACAGCCCGCGCAGCCGACUGUCGUCGAGAAGCCAGCGCCGACGCCGACGCCGACCGCGGCGCCGUCCAGUACUGCGGCUCCAACAGGAGCGGGCGGACCGGGCGAGGUGCUGCGGACGCACCUGGCGGACAUCAAGUCGCUGAUCGAGGCGCAGUCAAAGCAGAUCACGGCGCUGAACGGGAAGGUGGAGGGCUUGGAGCUGAAGAUAGGGCAGGGGGGCGCAGGGGGAAGUGAGCGGGAGCAAGAGUUGGCGGAGAAGGUGAGGCGGUUGGAGAUGGAGUUGGAGGAGGCGAGGGGGUAGAGGGGGGAGCGGAGAUGAUUUCACGGGGUUGGGAGAAGGACGGAGGGGAGGGGAGGAUUUUGGGAGUGACGAUUAGCCAGCUGGGGUGUUCCGUUUGGUGUUGCAUGGAGUCUGUAGGAGCGCUGGAUACGCGGAUCAGAAAACCCAUGUUUUCAUUUAUGUUUCGUGGCCGAGAGUGAGCGAUCGUAUCGGAUCGUGAGCGUACAAUGUCAUGCCUGUUUCAACCCUGGUGCACGCCAAUUUGCCUCGUGCUUGAGCGAGUCUCGUGUCUGUCAUCAUCGAACAAGAGGACUGAAGUGAGAAAUGUCCCCAAACGCCACUGCCAUGAAACCUGAUACAUCCUGAAGUAUGUAACCGAAAUCCUCCAUGUCAUGUCCACCACUGCUGCUCGCGAGAGCAUGCCCAUCUACAUGCAAUGCAUCAGAUGUUAAACUUUAACAAACGCUGCAAAGUUCAUCGUUAGUC
Messenger RNA from Eremomyces bilateralis CBS 781.70, 2440 nucleotides. Its product is annotated as WD domain, G-beta repeat-containing protein. Gene Ontology annotation, molecular function: actin filament binding. The record is from RefSeq and is a predicted model, not a curated record. The coding region runs from base 152 to 1975 and encodes 607 amino acids. The transcript has 8 exons. NCBI's taxonomy places the organism in Eukaryota, Fungi, Ascomycota, Dothideomycetes, Eremomycetales, Eremomycetaceae. Gene Ontology annotation, biological process: actin filament organization.